This is a messenger RNA of Cynocephalus volans (Philippine flying lemur), 3690 nucleotides long. It is a transcript of the gene AKIRIN1, whose product is annotated as akirin 1. The transcript is spliced from 5 exons. Bases 103 to 681 code for a protein of 192 amino acids. Gene Ontology annotation, cellular component: chromatin; nucleus. Gene Ontology annotation, biological process: positive regulation of lamellipodium assembly; positive regulation of transcription by RNA polymerase II; negative regulation of skeletal muscle satellite cell proliferation. Gene Ontology annotation, molecular function: transcription coregulator activity. The record is from RefSeq and is a predicted model, not a curated record. Lineage: Eukaryota; Metazoa; Chordata; Mammalia; Dermoptera; Cynocephalidae.
GGCGCCAUUGGAGCCGGCUUGGCUUGUGAGCGCCGCUGAGGAGCUGGAGGUUGGACUGCAGUUACAGCCGCGUCCGCUCCUGGUUCCUGGCCCCUCAGCGGCAUGGCGUGCGGGGCGACGCUGAAGCGGCCCAUGGAGUUCGAGGCGGCGCUGCUGAGCCCCGGCUCCCCGAAGCGGCGGCGCUGCGCCCCUCUGCCCGGCCCCACUCCGGGCCUCAGGCCCCUGGACUCCGAGCCACCGCCGUCGCUUCAGAUGCAGACCCUACAGCCGACUCUGCAGCAGCCCGCCCCGCCCGGCAGCGAGCGGCGCCUUCCAACUCCGGAGCAAAUUUUUCAGAACAUAAAACAAGAAUAUAGUCGUUAUCAGAGGUGGAGACAUUUAGAAGUUGUUCUUAAUCAAAGUGAAGCUUGUACUUCAGAAAGUCAGCCUCAUUCUUCAGCACUAACAGCACCUAGUUCUCCAGGUUCCUCCUGGAUGAAGAAGGACCAGCCCACCUUCACCCUCCGACAAGUUGGAAUAAUAUGUGAGCGUCUCUUAAAAGAUUAUGAAGAUAAAAUUCGGGAGGAAUAUGAGCAAAUCCUCAAUACCAAACUAGCAGAACAAUAUGAAUCUUUUGUGAAAUUUACACAUGAUCAGAUUAUGCGACGAUAUGGGACAAGGCCAACAAGCUAUGUGUCCUGAAGCUUUCUUGCAUAUCUGGGUACCAGGUUUGACCUCAAGAGAUGGCUGCUGUACACUUUUUGCAACUGGUUUGAUAUCACAUUUCAGCUCCAACUUUGCAUCCUGAGAACACUUAAACGUUUCUGCAGGUCCAUUUUAUACAACUUGAAAGACCUUAAAACUUUCUGGUUGCCACAAGCAUAUCUUUCUUUUCUGCUCGUCCAAUAAACAGCUGUGCCCUACUGUGAUAGAUUUUCCAAACAAAAACCUGGAGCAGCAGUUUAGCAAAAUAUGCCUUCAGUGGCACUCAACAAAUGGAGUUUCCCCGAGCACAGUUCUGUAAGAAGUGUGUAUGAGAGUGUGUGUAUAUGUGUGUAUGUAUAUUUUAAGUUAUUAUUUGUAUUGUGCAAAUUUUUUUGAUCUUGGGGAUUCUGGCUGUGAAUUUGAUGCACGACAAUUAUGGUUAAAAACAUUUUUUGGUCUACAGAAGAUCAUUAAUGUUUUGUGACCAUAUAAGUUGUAACAGUGGAUUGUUUUAUGUGUAGGUAUUAUUAUUAAAUACAGGGACUGUUUCCAGGCACAGAAUAUGAAUCAUAAGUUAGGAUGGACAUUAGACGUGAUUAUGAUGAUGUAGUGAUGGUCUGCGGUCCUAGAUCUACAAAUGCGGUGAGAAAUUAAAACAAAGUGGAGAGACAGGCCAUUGAUGCAUGGACUCUGCCUAAUUGUGUUAGAGAAAUCCUUUGACUCCAAGCCUUAAAAUACCCACAUGGAGUCGUCGCUCACCUCAUUCACACAAUCAAAGAGCUCCCUGGACACUGAACCUCUAAAGGGAGAAUGUCUUCCCUGGAGCAGGAGCAUCAGGGUUUGUUCAAGAGCAUAAUGUAGGUGAGCAUGGGGCUGGGCCAGGCCCUGGCGGCACUGCUACCUGGGAGGAGCCACUUCACCUUUGUAUUGGUUAUUAAAAACAGAAUUUGGAUUCUUUGGUCAGGUUCCCCCAAAUUCUUUUGAGGUGUCCGUGUUCAACUGCUUGAGCUUUGUUUUGGCAACCCUCUGCCUGAAGUUGCUUAUUGGCUGUUCUUCACCUUGUCUCCAAGGUUGAGGAACAGAAAGUAGCCUCUGUUUUGAGGAGGUGGAAGUUAAGUAUACACUUAUUUUUUACUGUGACUUGUUCAGGACCACAUUUUACAAAAUGCCUUGUUUCCUUUAUUAUUGUUUCUGGAAAGGAAAGUUCUAUUAAAAUUGUUUUAGUUUGAAUAUAGAAUAGUUUUUUUAAUUAGGGCUUAUUUUGAAAAAUUCUGAGUUUAAUUCAAAUGUAUGCUGAUACCUUCCAAAGUAAGGUAAUAUUCAGAGACAGUCGUUCAGAUCAGAUGGCUUAGAGAAGUUCUUGGAAUAUUCACAUUGGAAGAUUCUUUAUUAAUGAAUGUCUUUGACUUAAAUCUAACCAAAAACUGCAACAUUAUUCUUUGUACAUUUUCAUUAUAUAGUGUUAACAAGCUUAGUUGCAAACAAAUAAAAUACUUAAGCUAUUUGUUUACCUUGCCUUCUUAAUACUGGGAUAACGUUUAUUAAUUCAAAUAACUUACAUGAGGUUGCUAUAUCCGUUUUCUCAGUUCAACAGUACGUUGAUGACUUAGAGACCUUUUUUUUAAAAAACCCAGCAGUGAUCUUUUAAUAAUUAAAUAAUGAUUUUACUUCAUAUUUGAAGGGCAGUUUGUUUCAUCUCUUCUUUUUCCAGGAUAGUCACUUGUUCCUGGAAGAGGAACAAAGCAGUGGCUGAAAUGGGAGUGGCCCUGCAGUGGGAUAGUCACACCAAAACAAGGAAAGGGCAGCUGUGGGGGCUAUCCAAAGUUGUGAAGCCUAAACUAGAAAUGGGGAAAGCUGCCUCACUGAAGUCUUGUUAUAGAUCAGUGUGAUGUGCUCACUCACUAUUGCAAAUGUCAGCCCCCAUUUCUACUAAAUGGCUUCUGGUUGGUAAGUAGAGUAGGUUUCAAUAAGAAAAAUGACACAUUCUCACUCUACUCUUUCAAGGCACCCAGUAUUGUUGGGCUAUUAUAUUAUAAUAUGAUUGCCCUCUGGGCCCACAAGGUAAGACCUCACCAACAUGUCUGGGUUUUGGGAUCUCCCCUAAAGAGACUGUACAUGUUUGUUUAGUGUUUAUAAUCCAGAGAAAAGACAAUUCUUACGACAGAAAAUGGGGACCUGUAAGUUAGGUCUUAGACUGGCAAAAGAAGGAAUUUUGCUCUAGACCUUGAUUUCUAGGGCUUUGAUUUAAGGGCACUGUAAGGAAGUGACUUCGUCCCAUGGAAAUCACAGCUCAAGAAAGAAGUCAGCCUACAAACACCUAUAAGGAUGGGCCAGGGCCUGUGGUUUUAUAACAGCUAUAUUUGGUGAGCUGGUUAAAAAGUUUUUCUCUAUUUUAAUUCCAGUUGCUAUUCUCUUUUAGUGAAGUCUUAAACUUAAGGGAAAUGAAAACAGUAAGUAUCCUUGCCUAGGUCAGAAGAGUUGAGGGAAGAUCAAAGCUCCUGAGGCAGAGGUAAUUGCUGAGAGCUCCCCAAGGGAAGAACAUCAGGGAAUACAAGAAUUCAGGUUAACCUUGCAUACAUGGUGAAUCUUCUCUGCCCACAAUGGAGAAUUGGUUGGAUAAUACAGUAGUUAAAAGAAAGGCCUUUGGGUAUUUGUAGCCCUGGAGUUUAGUCUCUGCUCUACCACUAAUUUGCCAUAUGAACCAUGCCAAGUUAGUGAACUCUGAGCCAUAGUUUUCUUAUUUGUAAAUGGGAAUUAAUAGCAUGUACAUCAUUGGGUUUUAUUUUCAAGUGCAAGAAAAUAGUCCAUGUAAAAAAAAGUAUUUAGCACAGCUUGGGGCAUAUAAUAUGAACUUUAGAAUGUCACUGCAGUUUUCUUUAUAGUGGUCGUCUUCAUAUCUGGAGACCAAAAUCUUCCUGUGUGCAGUAAUGAUUCUCAGUAUGAAUAGCCCCUUCUUAACAUCAAAAUAUCAUGGUCUCUUAUUAGAAUUUGUAUUUUUAAGUGUUU